This is a messenger RNA of Arvicola amphibius (Eurasian water vole), 2015 nucleotides long. RefSeq names its product glycosyltransferase 8 domain containing 1 (gene Glt8d1). The transcript has 10 exons. Gene Ontology annotation, cellular component: Golgi apparatus. Bases 559 to 1674 code for a protein of 371 amino acids. The record is from RefSeq and is a predicted model, not a curated record. NCBI's taxonomy places the organism in Eukaryota, Metazoa, Chordata, Mammalia, Rodentia, Cricetidae. Gene Ontology annotation, molecular function: glycosyltransferase activity.
AUCCAGCGCAUUGCUCACGAGGGCUGGGGCUGCGACCUGGCCGGAGCAUCGCACCCGUCAGUGCUUCCGGCUGCCCCAUGCCGCGACUCGCGGGCUGUGCCUGCCCCUCCUAACGGCCGCCGGCACGCGCCGCGUCUCCAUAGCGACGGCCUUUUCUCCAGGAGGACCCGGGCUGCCCCGUGGCGCCUGCUGCGCGUGGCGCUCUGGAAGCGGAGCCACGGUCAAGCUGAGAGCUGGUGGCACAGCGUGGUUGCUGCAGAGCUCGCGGGCCAGGGGGCCGCGGCCGGGGUGCGGCAGACGCAGGCGGCCCCGCGGUGGGCCCGGACCUGGGGCCUGCGGUGCGAGCGCUGAGCUGGCGGGGCGGGCCGGGGCGCGGCGGCGGCCCCUCCUCCAGGCGCAGGUAAAGGCGGCUGCGCCGAGCUCCUCAGGGCGAGGAUUCGUCUGACGCGGCUCUAACCUGGCGUGUCAUUGCGUGGCGGAACCCCGGGACUGCCACUCCACGUCCCCGUCGCUCCUAAGAGAUUAGUAUCUAAUGUUUGUAUAAGACAGAAGAAAAGGAUGUCAUUCCGUAAAGUGAGCAUCAUCAUCUGGGUCCUGGCUGUUGUUCUCUUCUUAUUGGUUUUGCACCAUAACUUCCUUAGCUUGAGUAGUUUGCUAAGGAAUGACGUAACAGAUUCAGGAAUCCUGGGGCUUCAGCCCAUAGACUUUGCCACAGAUGUUCAUCAACAUCCAGUAAAUGGUAGACAAGAAGAGAUUCCUGUGGUCAUUGCUGCCUCUGAAGACAGGCUGGGUGGGACGAUUGCGGCCAUAAAUAGCGUUCAUCGGAACACUCGCUCCAAUGUGAUUUUUUACAUUGUUACCCUCAACAGUACAGCAGACCAUCUCCGGUCCUGGCUUAACAGUGUUUCCCUGAAAAGCAUCAGGUACAAAAUUGUAAAUUUUGAUACUAAACUUUUAGAAGGGAAAGUAAAGGAGGAUCCUGACCAGGGGGAGUCCAUGAAACCAUUAACCUUUGCAAGGUUCUACUUGCCAAUUCUGGUUCCCAGUGUAAAGAAGGCCAUAUACAUGGAUGAUGAUGUAAUUGUACAAGGUGACAUUCUUGCCUUGUAUAAUACACCACUGAAGCCAGGACAUGCUGCUGCAUUUUCAGAAGAUUGUGAUUCAGCCUCUACUAAAGUCAUUAUCCGUGGAGCAGGGAACCAAUACAAUUAUAUUGGCUAUCUUGACUAUAAAAAGGAAAGAAUUCGUAAGCUUUCCAUGAAAGCCAGCACCUGCUCCUUUAAUCCUGGAGUUUUUGUUGCAAACUUGACUGAAUGGAAGAGACAGAAUGUAACUAACCAGCUGGAGAAAUGGAUGAAGCUUAAUGUAGAAGAGGGACUGUACAGUAGAACUCUGGCUGGCAGCAUCACCACCCCUCCUCUGCUUAUCGUAUUUUAUCAACAACAUUCCACCAUUGACCCUAUGUGGAACGUCCGACACCUUGGUUCCAGUGCUGGAAAACGGUAUUCACCCCAGUUUGUAAAGGCUGCCAAGUUACUUCACUGGAAUGGCCACUUCAAGCCUUGGGGAAGAGCUGCUUCAUAUGCGGAUGUUUGGGAAAAAUGGUAUGUUCCAGACCCAACAGGCAAAUUCAGCUUAAUCCGAAGACAUAUGGAUGCCUCAAACAUAAAGUGAACUAGAAUUUAAGCUUAAAUAUACCACUCAGGAAAUCCUGGAAGACACAUGUGGGAAGUUAACAGUGUCAGGAUAGAUUCUCUCUUUAGCAACCCACAGAAAAGGGGAUGCUUCAGCUGGGUAGAGAUGACAAAUUGCUUCCGUGGCAGUCAGCUUCCAAGAUGACUACAAAUGUCUCCAUCUGCCUUACCAAAUGCUUGCUUACUACAUUGCUGACUGACCUGAAGGACAGACUGAUAAAACCAACACUAGUUCAUCUAUCUGCUGUAGUUAGGAACUGCAGCUUGGUUUUAAUUUUGUAACCUGUGGCUCAGUUUGUAAAUAAAAUGUUUUCCAAUAAA